CCUGCAGUGGCUGAUUCACCUUCUACAAGCAACAAAAAAAUGAUGUCGACUGCUCAGUCUCUUAGAAAAGAAUACCCCUUAAGAAAGCAAGAAUCUACUUUAAGUAAAAAGUCAGCUAAGAAGAAAGAUGGGACAUUCCAGAAACUUGGUGAUUUUUUCCAAAGUUCUCCUACUAUUAUUCACUCCAAAGCAAAGAAGCUGAUUGAGACAAUAAGCUCUCCAAAGUCUGCAGAACCAGAAAAAGUCAAAGAAGAUGAGCUCAAGCCAAAACGAGCUAAGAGAAAGCUGUAUUCAACUGACAUUUCUUCCCCCCUGCAUAUCCCCGUUUCUUCAAUCUUUGUAGAACAAAAAGAAAAGGAAAGUGAUCAUCUAAUCAUCAAGCGACGGCUACGAUCAAGAAUAGUAAAAUAAUCUUGCAAACAUGUGUUUGUAUUUCCUAGCUGGGGCAUAUUUCCAGCUGAUUGUAUGUAGGAAGUAAUAGAUAUUUAGUCAUGCUUCAACAUCUGUAUAUAGUUGUAUAGUAUUGUUCUGACUCCAUUAAAGUUGAGGCAUUCAAGAAAGCUUGUG
This is a messenger RNA of Lepidothrix coronata (blue-crowned manakin), 567 nucleotides long. RefSeq names its product kinesin-like protein KIF20B. The transcript is spliced from 4 exons. The record is from RefSeq and is a predicted model, not a curated record. Bases 40 to 411 code for a protein of 123 amino acids. NCBI's taxonomy places the organism in Eukaryota, Metazoa, Chordata, Aves, Passeriformes, Pipridae.